UCUCGAGCACGUCAGCUUUAUGUUGCCGGCUUCUGUGCCCUCAAGGAUAUCGCUUCUGCGGAGCCACGUGAUCUGACUACGCGUUUAGCCCCCUACUUGUCACGUCGACAAGCGAAUGAGCUUAUUCAAGCUGCACGGAUGCUGAUUUCCGAACGCGCUGAUGCGUUACGUUCAGAAGCCACUGAGCUACUGGCUGGUGUCCAUCCCAGAAGCACUAUGUCACAACUGGCAGAAGACCUUCAGUUUCGACAAUCAUCCAGGUCCAACCCGACCGUGAGCAUGCAUCCGACGAACAGUGACGGAAUGUCCUCUCCAAACUCUACUCCAAUUGAAGAUGAAGAUCUGUUUGCGUGA
Messenger RNA from Echinostoma caproni, 354 nucleotides. The record is from the annotation of a GenBank genome assembly. Lineage: Eukaryota; Metazoa; Platyhelminthes; Trematoda; Plagiorchiida; Echinostomatidae.